AUGGAGAUCGAGUUCUGCUGCGUCUACCCCAAGAAGGGAAACGUGAGCCUGGAAUUCCUGGCCCACAAGAUUCCUUACAUUUUCAUAGAGAAGGGCUUCGGGAAGUUCACCUACCAGUUUGAGUUCUUCCACAGCAGUAGUUUCAACAGGAUGGUGGAUCCAGCCAGUUACCCAGUGGAGGUGUGUAUGUAACGGAGCUAGUUCAGUGAACUAUGCUUGCUUAAUGUGUUACCUAGCCUGACACCUUAAGUUCAGAUGAUCCAGACCGAUUAGGUUGGGCUAAAACGGUCUUGAUUCAUGCAGACAGCCCAGAUUCAUAGAACAAGACAUUGCAUCGUCUUUACUGCUGUAGGGCGGCAGGCAGCCUAGCGGUUAAGAGCUUUACGGCCUGUAACCGAAAGGUCACUGGUUUGAAUCCCCGAGCCGACUAAGUUAAAAAUCUGUUGAUGUGUCCUUGACCAAGGCACCUAACCGUAAUUGCUCCUGUAAGUCACUCUGGAUAAAAUUCUAAAUGAUGUACUUUCCCGACGUAAAUAUAGCUUUAUAUUGAGUUAGCAAAUAAAUAAUGCCCAUUUAUCCUAAAGAGGAUCUAGCCAAUGUAAAGGCUAAUUGGUUAUGUCACAGAUCUAGGAUGAGCUUACCUUACCCAAAUCUUAACCUUUUGGGUUAAAACUAUAAAACUGACCUUAGAUUAGUGUCUCUGGACAACAUCAUCCUCUCUGUGGUUCUAGGUAGAACUGAAGGAGAUGGUCUACAUGGAGAUCACGUCCACGUCCUCGGUCGCCAACACUGAAAUGUUUGUGGAGUCCUGCAUGGCCACGCCAACAGACAAUGACGCGAGCACUACAGCAUCAUCCAAAACAGGUCAGUGACUAACACCCUGACCAAACCGGUCACAAGUGUGACGCAUGCACCAAUGUGUGCGCAUGUUGAUUUUAUCUAGCCACCCUCGACACAAUCAUGACAUGCAGGUUAAAAUACAAAAACCAACUGUGAACCAACUAUAUUAAUUUGGGGCAGGUCGAAACACACAUGAACCAUUCAUGAACAUUUAGCUAGUUAGCUGUUCCUAGCUAGUUUGUCAUACAAAAUCAUGUGUUUCUCUACUCCGACGAUUAAUCCAAAGAUAAAAGGGGAAACUUUGUUAGUUUUUAGUUAUUUAUCUUGGAUUAAUCUCACCUCGUUCACCUUACAAGCACCCACAUGGGUUUGCAUGCUCGUGAAAACCAAUGACUAGAUGGGAGAGGUGGGACUUGCAGUGUGUCAAGGGUCUCAAACAGUACCAAAUUCUAGCGCUCAUGCUACGAGCAGUGUGUAUGAAAUGAUUAAGUAACAUGUACAGUUCAUUUAUUUUGCAACGCUUGCACACCCAACACAGCCAGUUUGGUUUCCCUAUAGCCCAAAGUCUGGCAGAUGGCGAUUCUGAGUAUUUUAUUUUAACCGUCCAAAGGUUAACACUCAUAUCCCCCGUGGACUGGUUCGUACAUAAAACAUUCUCCAUUCAGGCUGCAAAAGCAUCGAUUUCCUCUUUAACAUAAUUUAAUGGUGAGAAGGCGGAAAAAAAAAAAACGAGAAAUAUGCAUACUUUCACUAUGAAACACCAUUUUCCACCUCCAUGCUAAAGUGGCUAAUGCCUAGGAAUGCUAUUCCCGGAUGUUGCGUAUCGCUUUCAGCCAAUCAGGUUGCAGCAGUCUGUUGUUUACCCCUGGGGCGUAUUCAUUCUGCCGAUUCUGUUGCAAAACGUUUCUUAAAUGGAAGCAAACGGAAUGAAACGAGGAGGGAUCUAGCUGAAUUUGUCAAAUUGAAACUCUAAUUUUGCUCUGUUUGUAAUGAAUUCACACCAGGCUGAACGCGGGGCGCAACAUCAGGAAGUAGCAUUAGCCACUCUAGCAUGGUGGUGGAAAGUGGUGUUUCAUGAAGAAAGUAUGUAUAUUUUCCCUGUUUUAUCCACCUUCUCGCCAUUAAAUCGAGUUGAAUGGAGAAUGUUUUAUGUAUGAACCAGUCCACGGGGGAUACUAGUGUGUAGCCGGCUGCAUACAGUGCAUUUCGACAGAUGAAACAACUCAAUAUCGCUAUCUGCCGGCCUUUAGGCUAGUUUCCCUAUUAGUCAUUAGCUUCACUGUUGUGUAUGCUCACAUAUAGGUUGCAUCCCAAAUAAGGCUCUGGUCAAAAGUAGUGUACUAUGUAGGGAAUAAGGUGCCAUUUGGGAACAAGACAUAGUUUAUUGCAGUGCCCAUUCCAGGUGAAACAUUGCAUUUUUGGAAUGACCCACUAACUAUUCUUUCCACAGCUGCGGUUCAUUCUACUCUAGUUCCCAAUCCCAGUUCCAUUUUGCAAUGGAAGCUUUCAAAUUCAUUGGGAUGCAUGACCAGGUAAAUACAGUGAGAUACUAAGGUGGGUUAAGGAGCACCUGGUUGGCUUACACUGCCUGAAUGGGUGGGCUAUGUGUUUGAAGUUGUUUCACCUAUUCAAACCACCCUGUUUAUAUAAAUAGAGACUACAUUACUUCAGUAAAGUUAAACAGAGUUUCUCUACCAUGUUUUGUGUUUUGAGUUGCAGUUCAGUCACCUCAAUUUUCUGUGAGCUUGAUUGUGACCUGUGACCCCUCCGGGUGUACAUCAGCUGUGCAGUGAUCCUGUGUGAGACGGGGAACCCCAACACCCGCUGUGCUCAGGGCUGCAUAAAUGGCACCACGGCCACAACUCCCCAGCAUCACCAAGAGAGAGAGGCCGCCCUGGAGACCAACCCGCACUACAUUUCCCAGGGGCCUUUGUGUGUGAGGAGGAGUGCCGACAGCAAAGGUAAUCCUGAAAACCUGAAUGAUUAUGUCAGAUUUAGAUAUGGUCAUUGACACACGACAUAAAAUCAAGUGGGAUAAAGUAUUUAGCCAACAACUGUAAAUAAUGUGUUAUAUGCAUAUCUCAUUUCAAUCCCUUUUGCAUUGAGGAAAUACUAAUAGUAGAGUAGGCAAUCACCCUUUCAAUAAAUUCCUUUUCCCUCUCCAGCUGCUGAUGUGGCUUUGAACCUGAAUUUGUUGUUCGUCACUGGCAGCUUCCUGGCAGCAGUCGCCACGGUGUGUGGAGUGGUCAUGUACAGAUCCAGGGAGUCAAAGGACAAAUAUCAAUCUUGA
Coregonus sp. 'balchen' is the source of this 3130-nucleotide messenger RNA. Lineage: Eukaryota; Metazoa; Chordata; Actinopteri; Salmoniformes; Salmonidae. The record is from the annotation of a GenBank genome assembly.